Spodoptera littoralis (African cotton leafworm) is the source of this 2113-nucleotide messenger RNA. NCBI's taxonomy places the organism in Eukaryota, Metazoa, Arthropoda, Insecta, Lepidoptera, Noctuidae. The record is from the annotation of a GenBank genome assembly.
UGACAUUAUUGACAUGCAACCAGAGUUUUCUUCCGACUUUCGUCUGCGGCUCUGGCGAGUGGCGGCUCAUUGACACUUAUUGACAUGCUAAGUGGAAGUGGAAACCUUGGAUAAUAUUUAUUUGCGAGUGAUUUUGUGUAGUGCAACAUAUGGCAAAAAUAAUAUUGCUCGCAUCAAACGCACUGUAAUUUCUUGCAGAAAACAUUUAAAGGGUCACCGACAGAAAAAUAUAAAAUGGCUCAAGUAUCGGUAACUGGUUCAUCGGUUGGUGGAACAGGAGGAGACAGUGAGGGUGAGGAGCAGGAAGACCCUUCAUCGUCGUCACCUGAUGAAGUGCUAGAAAUUGAUGAUUCUCUUAAAAAAUUAAAUAUGCAAGAUAAGCCACAGGCGAAGCAGCUGUUCUUGAGUGGCAUAGAGAUGGAGCAGCGCGGCAGGCUGUAUGAGGCCAUCCAGCAUUACAAGUACUCCCUGCAGAUACUGCCUGACGUUGAGAAGCGCCUGCAUAACGAACUACAGGCCGCAAUUCCUGAAGAGGAGGUGAUAGAAACAGAAGUAAUAAGACCAAAAGUGGCAUACCCUGAAGAUGAUGAGGAGGAAAUCGAAGGGGAGGACCUGCUGAGCAAGUUGAGAAGGAUCCUCGCUUCCAAGGGAGCACUGUGUGAACCUGAACUCGAGACUACGGAUGCCCACAUCUCCUGGCUGCCGUACGAAGUGAUCCUGGAAAUACUUCGCUGGGUGGUCAGCUCAGAGCUGGAUGUGUUCUCACUGGACCAGGUGUCCAACGUCUGCCGAGGACUGUACGUCGCUGCACGAGAACCUGACAUAUGGCGCUCGCUUUGUCUCAACACUUGGGGCAUUGAAUGCGGCACCCUGGCAUCGCACGGCUACAUAUCCUGGCGACAGAUGUACAUGGCGCGGCCCCGGGUACACUUGCAUGGCGUCUACAUCAGCAAGACAACGUACGUGCGACACGGGGAUAAAUGCUACCAGAAUGAAUUCUACCAGUCUUGGUUCCUCAUCGACUACUAUCGGUACCUCAGGUUCUUCGCGGAUGGCACAGUGCUGAUGUGGACGACGCCGGACGAGCCCCAGUCGUGCGUGGGUCACCUCAAGAACCGACAGUUCAAGCACGGGCUCGGCAUCAUGCCCGGCCACUACAGAGUCGUUGGGGAAAAGGAGUUGGAGUUGCUCGGUUCCCGUACGCAGCGUAACUGUCGCAUGGAGUGGCGCCACUACGCGGCGUGCACGCGCCGCGACCAAUGGACUCAGUUCGAGCUGACGCCGGGCAAGUUCCCUCCCUUCCGCUUCAGUCGAGUUCGUAGCUAUAUGGCCGAGUCUGAAGCACCGCUGCCUUCUCGUCAUUAUAACUAAAGCCCGAUCUGCAGGGUUGUCACAUAGCUAAGAUUCAGGAUUCCGGUCUCUAGUAAGUCAUGGGCAAAUACAUACAUCUAUGUAUUUAGUAGUUCUUCUGUGUGAUCUGACUAUUGUACACUGUACAGCUGAAUUGUAAAACAAAAGCAAUUAUUUAAGACAGGUAAAGUGAUACUCGCCUUAGAAUUGUCUGAACUUCGUGUUGAAAUUGUAAAAAUCAACCUUACUUCUUAUGAAAUAAAAGACAUUUUUAAUCUAAUUUGUAAAACUCUUGCCUCUAAACAAACUAAUUUAACGCACAAAAAAGGUGCUUUAAGUUAAAAUUUUAAUUACAAAAGUUGAUAUUUUUGCCUUUAAAGUAAUUCAGUGUAAAUGUUUGCUUUGAUAAAGCGUGUAAGACGUAAUUGUAUAUAAGGGAGUACACAGACUGGACUGUUGUGGAUAAAGUCGGAAAUUAUUAAAAGAUACAUAAAAUAUACAGUUAUCUUUGUCUCAAAAUAGUCAAAGUGUCAGUGAUUAGUUAUAAAUAAAAUUAAAUUCUGAAAUAAAGAAACCCAAAUCUUUAAAAAGUAGAGAAAAAGUCUUGUUCAAUGAGCCAAACUAUUCGGUAGACAUGUAAAAAAUAAUUAUAGAUUCAGCACAGAGACAAUGAAUUAUCUGUCGUAUGUAUAAAUACCUAAGUGACAUUCUGCCUUGAUAAGUUUAUAAAUAAGGUUGUUGUAAAACUAAUUUGCUGUAGUCA